Messenger RNA from Anisakis simplex (herring worm), 615 nucleotides. The record is from the annotation of a GenBank genome assembly. NCBI's taxonomy places the organism in Eukaryota, Metazoa, Nematoda, Chromadorea, Rhabditida, Anisakidae.
AUGGCCAUUCAAUCGGGCAGUCGGAUGCCCGAGCAGACAUCGGACUAUCGUGUUGCAGUGUUCGGUGCGGGUGGGGUGGGUAAGUCAUCCAUAGUGCUUAGAUUCGUUAAGGGUACCUUUAACGAAAACUAUAUUCCGACCAUUGAAGACACCUAUAGACAGGUGAUCAGCUGUAACCAAAAGAACGUGUGUACAUUGGAGAUCACCGAUACGACCGGAAGUCACCAGUUUCCCGCGAUGCAACGCCUAUCGAUCAGUAAGGGGAACGCUUUCAUUCUGGUCUAUUCGAUAACCAGCAAACAAAGCCUUGAAGAACUCGGCCCGAUAAUCUUAACGUUAAAGGAAGUAAAGGGUGAAGGGAUUGCCGAAGUGCCUAUUAUACUGGUCGGGAAUAAAAAGGAUGAACAACAGCGACGAGAGGUCAGCUCUGAGGUCGGUGAGAAAUUGGCCUCGAAAUGGGGCACGGGAUUCAUCGAAACGAGCGCGAAAAAUAACGAAAAUGUCACGGAACUCUUCCAGAAGCUGCUGGCAAUGGAGAAACGACGCACGUUGACGUUGACGAUGAACGAGGACGGGGGCAAGUCUAACUCCAAAAAGAAAUGCUCUCUGAUGUGA